Messenger RNA from Chrysochloris asiatica (Cape golden mole), 1797 nucleotides. It is a transcript of the gene CBFA2T3, whose product is annotated as core-binding factor, runt domain, alpha subunit 2; translocated to, 3. Gene Ontology annotation, cellular component: nucleus. The transcript is spliced from 11 exons. The coding region runs from base 22 to 1797 and encodes 591 amino acids. Gene Ontology annotation, molecular function: transcription corepressor activity. Gene Ontology annotation, biological process: negative regulation of DNA-templated transcription; DNA-templated transcription. The record is from RefSeq and is a predicted model, not a curated record. Lineage: Eukaryota; Metazoa; Chordata; Mammalia; Afrosoricida; Chrysochloridae.
AAGGAGAGGAGGACAGCAGCGAUGCCCGACUCCCCAGCCGAAGUGAAGACGCAGCCCCGGUCCACUCCUCCCAGCAUGCCGCCGCCACCACCUGCAGCGGCCCAGGGAGCCUCGAGACACCCCUCCUUCACGCCCCACACACAUGGAGAAGACGGACCUGUGACGUUUCUGCCCUAUGGCCGCUAUCAUGGCUGCCUAAAAUGGUCCAUGGUCUGUCUCUUGAUGAGCGGUGGCAGCCAUUCACCGACGACCAUCAACGGUGCCCCGUCCACGCCCAAUGGCUUCAGCAAUGGCCCAGCCACCUCAUCCACGGCUUCCCUGUCCACACAACACCUGCCUCCGGCCUGUGGCGCUCGGCAGCUCAGCAAACUCAAGCGUUUCCUCACCACCCUGCAGCAGUUCGGCAGUGACAUCUCCCCAGAGAUCGGGGAGCGGGUGCGCACCCUGGUGCUGGGGCUCGUGAACUCAACGCUGACCAUUGAGGAAUUUCACUCCAAGCUCCAGGAGGCCACCAACUUCCCCCUGCGGCCAUUUGUCAUCCCCUUCCUGAAGGCCAACCUGCCUUUGCUGCAGCGGGAACUUCUGCACUGUGCCCGCCUGGCCAAGCAGACCCCCGCCCAGUACCUGGCUCAGCAUGAGCAAGUUCUGCUGGAUGCCAAUGCCUCUUCCCCCAUCGACUCCUCGGAACUCCUGCUGGAAGUCAACGAGAAUGGCAAGAGAAGGACCCCCGACAGGACCAAAGAGAACGGGUCAGACCGAGACCCACUGCACCCUGACCUCAGCAAACGGCCAUGCACCCUGAGCCCUGCCCAGCGCUACAGCCCUAGUAAUGGGCUGCCCCACCCCACCCCACCCCCACCGCAGCACUACCGCCUCGAGGACAUGGCCAUGGCCCACCACUUCCGGGACUCCUACCGCCGUCCUGAAGCCCGGGAGCUACGGGAACGCCAUCGGCAAGUUGUGGUGCAUGGAUCCCGGCAGGAGGAGAUCAUCGACCACAGGCUAACAGAGCGCGAGUGGGCAGAGGAGUGGAAACAUCUUAACAGUCUCCUAAAUUGUAUCAUGGACAUGGUGGAGAAGACGCGACGCUCGCUGACCGUGCUGCGCCGUUGCCAGGAGGCUGACCGCGAGGAACUCAACCACUGGCUUCGGCGCUACAGUGACGUCGAUGACCCGAAGAAGACCUCUCCGCCUGCCCCCCGCCCCCUCAGCAGCUCCACCGAUGGCCCUCCAGCAGAUACCCACCGUGAGUUUGUGCCCAGAACCCUGUCCGGCUACAUGCCCGAGGAGAUCUGGAGGAAGGCUGAGGAGGCGGUGAAUGAGGUGAAGCGACAGGCCAUGUGUGAGCUGCAGAAAGCCGUGUCUGAUGCUGAGCGCAAAGCCCACGAACUCAUCAGCACAGAGCGGGCCAAGAUGGAGCGGGCACUGGCUGAGGCCAAACGGCAGGCCUCAGAGGAUGCGCUGACUGUGGUCAACCAGCAGGAAGACUCCAGCGAGAGUUGCUGGAACUGCGGACGCAAGGCCAGUGAAACCUGCAGCGGCUGCAAUGUUGCCCGCUACUGUGGCUCCUUCUGCCAACACAAGGACUGGGAGAAACACCACCACGUGUGUGGCCAAGGCCUGCAGGGCCCCACAGCUAUGGGCACCAACCCUGGCCCCGGGCAGCCCGAGGACACCGCUGGCCUGGGCCCCACCCUACCCAUGGGCUCAGCUAGCCCCAGCGAGACCGGCUCUGGAGGACCCUCCCGCCCCGGGUCCCCUGGCCCGCCUGGCCCACUGGAUGCCGCGCCCCGCUGA